Messenger RNA from Cuscuta epithymum, 2094 nucleotides. Lineage: Eukaryota; Viridiplantae; Streptophyta; Magnoliopsida; Solanales; Convolvulaceae. The record is from the annotation of a GenBank genome assembly.
AUCCCCUCCUACAACAAAACACAACAAAAAUUAGGGUCAUUUUUGCACCCUUUCCCCUUUUCAAUUUAACUAAAGAAUUUGAGGUUUCAUUAAUUCAACAAGAAGGGAGUAACUAAUUAAAGUUGGAAGGUGAUAACUUGCAGGGGAGUUGCGGCCGCUACUGCUACUCUGAGUAAUCUAUGUUUCAUCUAAUCUCCUCCACUUGAGCAUAUGUAUACUCUUAUAGCUUCGAAAUUUUAACUGAACCUUUGGGCAGUGCUCCAUCUCUUUUUCUUCAAUACAAGCAGCCAUCCAGAUUCAAGGCUUGAUAAAGCUCAACUUCACUCUUGGAACCGACUGACAAAAGGAGGCAAGCCCCUGAAAACGCUGCUGGGAACAAAAAGGUGACUUUUUUCUGGUGGGUUCUGCUUGGUUUACUAUACAGUGCUUUUUCUUCAAAAAAGCCUGGACUAGAUAUUGUUUGGAGCCAAUUGGAGUCUAAAGUUUCAUUCUUUGAUGGGUGGGAAUCGUGUCAUUUGUGAUUCUAGGUUUCAACUAAAGUGUGCUGCAGAGAGAUUUGACCCUUAUGAUUGGAUAAGUUGCCUUCCAGAUGACAUUCUCAUUGUGAUAUUGUCUUCCCUUCCGCUGAAGGAAGCUGGGUGCACGAGUGUUCUUUCAUUUCGUUGGAAGAACUUGUGGAAACAAACCUCGUGCCUCAUUUUUUAUGACAGCAGUGCAUUGGACAAGAUUGCUCAAGAUAACAAGCUACGCAGUGAGGAGAGGCGCAAGUACGUAAGAUGGGUGAACUCAGUCCUGAAAUCUGCACCACACAAAGGGGCGCUCACCUUGGAACACUUCAGGAUCUGUUUUGAUAUAGGAAAAGCAUUCUCUAGGACCAUUACGAGGUGGCUUAAAUUUGCUUUUAAGAGACGGGUUGAGAGCUUGGAGUUGAACCUUCUAGAAUAUGGCGAUUAUAAAUCAAAGAAACCAUAUGUCUUCCCUAAAGACAUCUUCUUCCGAAACAGCAGUGACAUCCCUCACCAAACUACUACACUUUUCAACUUCAAUUUCCUGAAAGCGCUGUGUUUGAAUAAUGUUUCGAUCAGUGAUGAAGCUAUGGAGUUUUUCUUGCGCAACUGUACAUCACUAGAGCAAUUAGUUCUUCAAUGCAUAGAUCAAUUAUCAAAUCUUGAAGUUUGUGGUCCAUCCCUUGUGUUAAAAAGUUUGGAUACAAGGUAUAGCUUUGAUUUGAAAUCCAUUAGGGUAUCCGCACCAAACCUUACUUCACUUGCAGUUUCGACACCAAAAGGACUCGUGCUCGAGAAUGUUCCAAUGCUUGUAGAUUUAAAUAUUCUCUGCAUGGAAACUAAAAUGCCAUUAAAAGUUCUUACACUAAAUUGUUGCUUUUCCCAAUUGGAGAUUCUUACCCUGCGGCUGCUAAUGCAUAAGGCACAUGAUAUUGUGCGGUCCAACUUCCCUGAGAUGCUUAAGUUGAAGAAGCUGACUGUAGAUUUUUCAGCAGAUCUUGAUGAAAGUCUUCUUGGACUAACAACAUUCAUUAGGAUAUCUCCCAACCUAGAAGAAUUUGUGUUAAUGAUUGAUUGGUCCGAGGUAUCUUCAUGGGCUAGCAGAGAAGUGAACAAGGGAACACCAUUUCCUCACCAACACAUUAAGGUGUUCAAGUAUUUAGGCUAUUAUGGCCACUGCAGUGAUUUGGAAGUAGUGAUGUUCAUUUUGGAAAACUGUGUUGGACUUCAAGAAAUCAUCAUUGAUCCAGCCAUUCCGCUAGUUUUUUUGCAUGAGCCACGAGAGCCCGAUGAGUUGGACUACGAACAAGUUGGCAGAAGUAAUGCGAAGCAACAGCUUGAACCAAUAAUCCCUCCCCACAUUACAUUUGCUAUCCAAUAGAUUCUUGUUAUUCUAUUGCAUUUGCUACACCGGAGGUUACCAGCAAUCUCUAAUCUGCAGCUAUUCCCCCCUUAGCUUUAUUUAUUUGUUUAUUCAUUUUUUGGAGUUGGUGUUCAUCAGUCUCUGCGUGUACCUUUUGAAACAAGGAAUAAUAGGCAUUCAAAGCCUUUGAUUGAAAAUCACUGCUAUUCAUUAUUUUGCCGUAGC